Artibeus jamaicensis (Jamaican fruit-eating bat) is the source of this 775-nucleotide messenger RNA. RefSeq names its product surfactant protein C (gene SFTPC). Gene Ontology annotation, cellular component: alveolar lamellar body; extracellular region. The transcript has 6 exons. Gene Ontology annotation, biological process: respiratory gaseous exchange by respiratory system. The coding region runs from base 16 to 588 and encodes 190 amino acids. Lineage: Eukaryota; Metazoa; Chordata; Mammalia; Chiroptera; Phyllostomidae. The record is from RefSeq and is a predicted model, not a curated record.
GGUGCCUACAGCAAGAUGGAUGUGGGCAGCAAAGAGGUCUUAAUGGAGAGCCCGCCGGACUACUCAGCAGCCCCCCGGGGCCGGUUUGGCAUCCCCUGCUGCCCUGUGCACCUCAAACGCCUUCUCAUCGUGGUUGUGGUAGUGGUCCUUGUCGUCGUGGUGAUUGUGGGGGCUCUGCUUAUGGGUCUUCACAUGAGCCAGAAACACACCGAGAUGGUCCUAGAGAUGAGCAUCGCAGGGCCGGAAACCCAGCAACGUGUGGCCCUGAGUGAGCGCGCAGGCACCACCGCCACCUUCCCCAUUGGCUCCAUGGGCAUCGCGGUGUACGACUACCAGCGGCUCCUGAUUGCCUACAAGCCGGCGGCGGGGACCUGCUGCUACAUUGUGAAGAUGGCUCCGGACCGCAUCCCCAACCUGGAGGCUCUCACUAGAAAGCUGCAGAACCUCCAGGUCAAGCCUGCAGCACCUCCCUCUAAGCUGGGCCAGGAGGAGGAUCGCGAUACCCGUUCAGUGUCCUCCAGGAACUUGGACUUCUUGGGCCCCGCCCUGAGCACCCUAUGUGGUGAAGUGACCCUCUACUACAUCUAGGACCCCUCAGAGUCAGCGGAAGCCUAAAAGGGACAGAAAGCUCCCUGUGCAAAGGGUCUUUGACAAACAAGCAGGGAGCUGUGCCUGCCACCCCAGUGGCACUAGCCCUGGGGAAUGGGAGCUGUGGGGAGAGGUGGAAGCCAGCAGAGAGGUGGCUCCUAGGGGGCAGGGGGGCCUUAUCACAAAA